AUGACAGCUCUCAUUCCGGGAGUGUGUUCAGCCUUGACACAGGCAGUAGUUGACUCUCUUAAGAAGACUGGCGUGAAAACUGUGACAGAUUUUAUCACAGACGAUGUAGAAAGUCUAGCACAAAGGUGCUCGAUACCAUACAAAGAUCUUAUAGCAAUAAAAAGAGUUCUUCUCGCCCAACAUUCUUCUUAUCCCGUCCUUGGCCAUGAAGCCUAUUCUAGUGCUUGUUCUUCCCUUGCCUUCUUCUCCACUGGUUGUGAAAGCCUAGACUUGAUCUUAGAUGGAGGUCUCUAUACAGGGGAGGUAACUGAGGUAGCUGGAGAGAUUGCAGUAGGGAAGACUCAGAUAUGUCUGAGCAGUGCAGCAUGUGUGUCAUGUCAGCAGCGGGUGGCGUACGUCGACACGUGCGGUGCGUUCAGUGCGGAGAGGGUGAUGGAGAUGCUGCAGCUGCAGGGCCACACCAAGAAUCCUGAAGAAGUGAUGUCCCGAAUUCGCUGCUUCCAGCCUCAUGACAUAUUUACCUUGUUUGCUGUACUAGAGAACAUUCGAGUCCAGCUUGUUAAACAGACAGACAGUUUCUACCGUGGUCUGAAGCUGUUGGUUGUGGACAGUGUGACGUCGGUCAUCUACCCAGUGCUGGGAGGCCAGCAGAUGGAUGGUCAUGGUCUGAUGGUUCAGCUUGGACACACACUCAAGAUGCUGGCGGUGGAGUUCUCUAUUGCUGUCCUGAUCAGCAACAAUGUGGUGUUUGGUGCAGAUGGUCAGCGUGUGGCCAGUCUGGGUCGGACCUGGUCUCACAUCCCACACACACGACUGGUCAUCGAGAAGACUGGACGCUCCCAGCACCGGAGAGCUGUAGUGGUCAAGAGCUCGCGCCUGGUGACGCCAGUAUCAACAUCGUUCACAAUACCCUCACUGGUGCCAGACAGCUGACAACAUUCCUGGUACCCUCACUGGAGCCAGACAGCUGACAACAUUCCCUGUACCCUCACUGGAGCCAGACAGCUGACAACAUUCCCGGUACCCUCACUUGAGCCAGACAGCUGACAUAUUCCUGGUACCCUCACUUGAGCCCGACAGCUGACAACAUUCUCGGUACCCUCACUGGAGCCAGACAGCUGACAACAUUCUCGGUACCCUCACUGGAGCCUGACAGCUGACAACAUUCUCGGUACCCUCACUGGAGCCAGACAGCUGACAACAACAUUCUCGGUACCCUCACUGGAGCCAGACAGCUGACAACAUUUUUGGUUCCCUCACUGGAGCCCGACAGCUGACAACAACACUCUCGGUACCCUCACUGGAGCCCGACAGCUGACAACAACAUUCUCGGUACCCUCACUGGAGCCAGACAGCUGACAACAACACUCUCGGUACCCUCACUGGAGCCAGACAGCUGACAACAACAUUCUCGGUACCCUCACUGGAGCCAGACAGCUGACAGUAACAUUCUCGGUACCCUCACUGGAGUCAGACAGCUGACAACAUUCUCGGU
Haliotis rufescens (red abalone) is the source of this 1495-nucleotide messenger RNA. Its product is annotated as DNA repair protein RAD51 homolog 4-like. Bases 1 to 933 code for a protein of 310 amino acids. Gene Ontology annotation, molecular function: ATP-dependent DNA damage sensor activity; single-stranded DNA binding; four-way junction DNA binding. Lineage: Eukaryota; Metazoa; Mollusca; Gastropoda; Lepetellida; Haliotidae. The record is from RefSeq and is a predicted model, not a curated record. The transcript has 9 exons. Gene Ontology annotation, cellular component: centrosome; replication fork; Rad51B-Rad51C-Rad51D-XRCC2 complex. Gene Ontology annotation, biological process: telomere maintenance; reciprocal meiotic recombination; DNA strand invasion.